Aspergillus ruber CBS 135680 is the source of this 2400-nucleotide messenger RNA. RefSeq names its product general substrate transporter. Gene Ontology annotation, biological process: carbohydrate transport; transmembrane transport. The transcript has a single exon. NCBI's taxonomy places the organism in Eukaryota, Fungi, Ascomycota, Eurotiomycetes, Eurotiales, Aspergillaceae. Gene Ontology annotation, molecular function: carbohydrate:proton symporter activity. Bases 472 to 2103 code for a protein of 543 amino acids. The record is from RefSeq and is a predicted model, not a curated record. Gene Ontology annotation, cellular component: membrane.
GAAGGUUAGCCGAGAAAUCACCGUUUUAAGCUUGAAACACAUGUCCCCAUCCGGCUAGUAGUAGUCAUAAUGCCCUCCGUGCGCUGCCAUGUGUGCACACGCACAUGUUUGUAAUCAUGGCUGUGUUCUUGUGUGUGUGCUCUUGUCCUGUGGUUGUUGGGAGGUCUUCCCCGGAGUCCCUGAUGCAUUUCACCUCCGAAUCCAAUCAGCUUCUUUACCAACUGUUGGUUGUAGCACUUUAACCGACCAAGAAUAACUCUUAGUGAUUCUUACAUGAUGCCAUCCGCCGAAUCCUUCGACCCUUAGUUUCUUGGAUUCUGGGUCCGGCCAAGACACGCGCUAAGUAAUGGGGGGCAUAUGGAGAACAUAUAAGAGAUUGCUCCCGUCCUGGAGCUAUCCACUCUCUCUUUCUUCUUUCCUCUUCUCCUCUAUGCUUUUUGUGGUUUCAUUCUUUGUCCUCAUACUGUCAACAUGUGGACAACGACCUGCGGCUUGAAAGGGCGGACGCUCCGGGUGUGCAUCACCAUCACCGCCGUCAUGGGUUUCUCGCUCUUCGGCUACAAUCAGGGCAUGAUGGCGGGCCUCAUCGAUGGCGAAGAGUUUACAAGAUCCUUUAGUAUACUCCAAAUGCCCGACCCAGCGACGGAUUCGCAAAAACACUACAUUAACGUCAUUCGCGGUGCUGUCACAGCCUGCUAUGAGAUCGGCUGUUUCUUCGGCGCGCUGUUCUCGAUGUUCUUUGGCGAGAAACUCGGCCGCACUCGCUUGAUCUUUGCUGGUGCCAAUGUCCUGACCAUUGGUGCCUUGAUUACAACGGUCUCCUUUGGUGAUAAAUGGGGUCUCGGUCAGUUCGUCAUCGGCCGUGUUAUAUCGGGCCUCGGAAACGGCAUGAACACGGCCACAAUCCCCGUCUGGCAGUCGGAAUGCUCCAACGCUCACAACCGUGGCUUCCUGGUCUGUUUUGAAGGUGCAAUGAUCGCUGUCGGUACCUUUGUUGCCUACUGGGUGGUCUUCGGUCUCUCCCACACCACGGAUACCGUCCAGUGGCGAUUCCCCAUAGCGCUCCAGAUCUUCUUCGCUCUGAUCGUGGCCACCGGUGCCUUGGUAUUCCCGGAUUCCCCGCGGUGGUUUGUGAAGAACGGAUAUGACAGGGAGGCCUGCGAAGUUCUCGCUAAGCUCAAGAACACCACUCCUGACUCCGAUGCUGUCCUUACCGACUUCAACUUCAUGAAGGCGGAUGUGGAAUCCUCGAAGACCUCGGAAUCGAGCUGGACGGCGGUUUUCACAUUCGGCAAGACCCAGGAAUUCCAGCGCCUUCUCGUUGGUUGCUCCGGCCAGUUCUUCCAACAGUUCACCGGCUGUAACGCCGCCAUCUACUACUCGACGCUGCUUUUCAAGGAUAACCUGGGCAUGGAUGCAUACCUGUCUAUGAUCAUGGGUGGUAUCUUCGCUACCGUUUAUGCCCUUGCCACCAUCCCAUCCUUCUUCAUGAUUGAAAGGGUCGGCCGUCGCAACCUGUACUUGAUCGGUUUCCUGGGCCAGGGGCUCAGCUUUGUCAUCACAUUUGCUUGCUUGAUCAAGGAAAAUGAGGAGAACUCCAAGGGUGCUGCCGUUGGUAUCUUCCUCUUCAUCACGUUCUUUGCAUUCACUCUUUUGCCACUGCCCUGGAUCUAUCCGCCGGAGAUCAAUCCCCUCCGUACCCGUACAGUGGGUGCCGCAGCGUCGACCUGCACCAACUGGAUCUGCAACUUCGCCGUGGUCAUGUUCACGCCGCUUUUCGCUAACGAGAGUGGAUGGGGCCUUUAUCUCUUCUUCGCGCUGUUUAACUUUAUCGGUCUGGUAUUGGGCUACUUCUUCUAUGUCGAGACGGCUGGCCGUGAGCUUGAGGAGAUCGACAUCAUCUACGCCAGGGCCCAUGUCGAAGGGAAGAUGGCAUUCAAGGUCGCCAACGACAUGCCCAAGCUUGAUUUCGAGCAGAUCGUUCAACAGUCUCGCGAGCUGGGCUUGGAUACCUCAGAUCAUUCCGCACCUGAGAAGAACGAGCUUGGCCUCAGCAGCAGUGACAACGGCCAAGAGAUCGAGGAGGUGCAAGAAAAGCACUAGCUGUGUGUUUUUUAAACCAGAAAAACGAAAUAUGUAACUCAGUUGAAGCCAUCCUUGCGACGCAACACGCUGCUGGGAGACAUGACUGGGUUAGCCCUUUGGUGACGUGCUAUAGCAGUGACGAAGGUGAUAAUGAUGCUUGGACUGGAUGUUUUCUUUCUUCACUUUUUCCUUUUUUAUUCUUUUCUUGUGGACAUCUUAAUACUGCUGUUAGAUAGGACUGUUAGAAGUGCCCGGCUGGCAGAUACAUAGUAAAUACCCCAGACAAGAAAUAUGAAUGUUCCUUUGGAUACCAAG